GAGAGAGAGAGAGAGAGAGAGGAAGGAUGCUGCCGCCGUUGCCUGUGGAGACGGGCGGCUGACUUUCCCUCCCUGACCCGCCCAAGGCUUGUCUCCGCAGCUGCUUCUGAAGCCAUGGGCGAGAAAGUUUCGAGCGAGGGGCAGCAGAGGCGCCUCGGCGGGCGGAGGGGCUCCUCUGCCUGCGCGUCCUCUUCCUCUUCUUCCUCCUCCAGCUCCAGCUCCGGCUCCUCGGACUCACAAACUCUUUCCGAGGAAGGCGGCGGCGGCGGGCAGCGGGCAACUCCAGCAGGCGCCGCGGCUCCGCUGCCUCCGUUCCCCCUUUGGCGCAGCGGCCCCCAGCGGCCGGGGAAGGAACUGCAAGCAGGCGAAGAAGGGAAGGAGAGGAGGACUCUGGCGGCGUUUGGGGAGCGAGGGAAGCCGCCAAAGGAAGGCGGAAGGGGCGAGGAAGGCGGCGGAGGAGCCUCGCUGGAGGAGCAGGACGAGGAGCUUGACAGCAUAUUGUCCCCACCAUCUAUGCCGUUUCGGAAAUCCAGUAACCCUGAAGUUUCUUCUGGCCCUGGCAAGUCACUGAAAUUUAAAAGGCAGCUCAGUGAAGAUGGCAGACCAUUCAGAAGAGGAAGCCUUGGAGGAGCUCUGACUGGUAGGUACUUGCUGCCAAAUGCUGUUACACAACAAUCAUGGCAAAAUGGAGAAACUUCCAAUCUUGUCCGAAUGCGCAGCCAAACACUGGGGCAGUCAGCGCCUUCUCUAACAGCUAGUUUGGAAGGGACACCUCAGAAGAGCCAUUUCAGCUCAGCCCGGCAUCGUCAGAGGCUAGCAGAACCAGCGGCUACAAAAAAGGAGCUGAGUCUUCCAAGAAGAGGAAGUUUUUGCCGGACAAGUAAUAGAAAAAGUUUGAUAUGCAAUGGCCAGUCACCUGCUAUGCCCCGGCCACAUUCACCACUAUCCGCUCAUGCAGGAAGCAGCCCUCAAGACAGUCCCAGAAACUUCUCUCCUAGUGCCUCGGCUCAUUUUUCUUUUGCACGAAGCCAUGGGCAUCGAAAUGAAAGGACGGAUGGACGACGUUGGUCACUGGCAUCUCUCCCCUCCUCUGGUUAUGGUACAAAUACUCCCAGUUCAACAGUUUCAUCAUCCUGUUCUUCCCAAGAGAAGUUACACCAGUUACCAUAUCAACCAACACCUGAUGAACUACAUUUUUUAUCUAAACAUUUCUGCACAACUGAAAGCAUUGCCAGUGAUAAUAGGUGUAGGACCACUCAAAUGCGGCCACGAUCGAGAAGCCUCAGCCCUGGACGUUCUCCUGCCUGCUGUGACCAUGAAAUAAUUAUGAUGAACCAUGUAUAUAAAGAAAGAUUCCCAAAGGCUACUGCUCAGAUGGAAGAACGGCUUCAGGAGAUUAUUACCAGCCAUUCUCCUGACAACGUCCUUCCCUUGGCAGAUGGAGUGCUCAGUUUCACCCACCAUCAAAUCAUUGAGCUGGCUCGUGAUUGCUUGGAUAAAUCUCAUCAGGGUCUCAUCACUUCACGAUAUUUCUUUGAAUUACAGCACAAAUUGGAUAAACUGCUGCAAGAGGCUCAAGAACGAUCAGAAAGUGGAGAACUGGCAUUUAUUAAGCAGCUUGUCCGAAAAAUACUUAUCGUCAUUGCACGUCCUGCUCGCUUACUUGAAUGCUUGGAGUUUGAUCCUGAGGAGUUUUACUAUCUUUUGGAAGCUGCAGAAGGCCAUGCAAAGGAGGGGCAAGGCAUUAAAACUGACAUCCCUAGGUAUAUUAUAAGCCAGCUGGGUUUGAACAAGGAUCCUUUAGAAGAAAUAGCUCAGUUAUCUAACUAUGAUAGUGGGACAGCAGCAACUCCAGAAACAGAUGAAUCAAUUAGUAGUUCUAAUGCACCCCUUAAACUCCAGAGGAAGCCUCGGGAAAGUGACUUUGAAACAAUUAAACUGAUUAGUAAUGGAGCUUAUGGUGCUGUUUAUUUGGUGCGACAUAAAGAAACCCGGCAGAGGUUUGCUAUGAAGAAAAUUAACAAACAGAAUCUCAUUCUUCGAAACCAGAUUCAGCAAGCAUUUGUUGAGCGUGAUAUCCUGACAUUUGCAGAAAAUCCAUUUGUUGUCAGCAUGUAUUGUUCUUUUGAAGCCAGGCGCCAUUUAUGUAUGGUCAUGGAAUACGUAGAAGGUGGAGACUGUGCUACUUUAAUGAAAAACAUGGGCCCUCUACCUGUGGAAAUGGCCAGGAUGUACUUUGCAGAAACUGUUUUGGCCUUGGAAUAUCUCCACAACUAUGGAAUAGUACACAGGGACUUGAAACCAGAUAACUUAUUGGUAACAUCCAUGGGACAUAUAAAGUUAACAGAUUUUGGGCUAUCCAAGGUUGGUCUCAUGAGCAUGACCACCAAUCUGUAUGAGGGUCACAUUGAAAAGGAUGCUAGAGAAUUUCUGGAUAAACAGGUCUGUGGCACACCAGAAUAUAUAGCACCAGAAGUAAUUCUGCGGCAAGGUUAUGGUAAACCAGUGGACUGGUGGUCGAUGGGAAUUAUUCUCUAUGAGUUUCUUGUUGGAUGCGUACCAUUUUUUGGGGAUACACCAGAGGAGUUAUUUGGACAAGUAAUCAGUGAUGAGAUCAACUGGCCUGAAAAGGAUGAAGCUCCACCUCCAGAUGCCCAAGACCUGGUUACAUUACUUCUGAGGCAAAACCCUUUGGAGAGGUUGGGGACAGGUGGUGCCUAUGAGGUGAAACAACACCAGUUCUUUCAGCACUUAGAUUGGAAUAGUUUGCUGAGACAGAAAGCAGAAUUCAUUCCUCAAUUGGAAUCUGAAGAUGACACAAGCUACUUUGACACUCGUUCUGAGAAAUAUCACCAUAUGGAAACAGAAGAGGAAGACGAUACAAAUGAUGAAGACUUUAACUUGGAAAUAAGGCAAUUUUCCUCAUGUUCACAUCGAUUUUCAAAAGUUUUUAGUAAUAUAGAUCGAGGAACUCGAAAUCAGACUGAAGAGAAGGAAGAUACAACUGAAAGAACCAAAAUUGUGACACUGACAUCAGCAGAAUCUCUAAGUUGGAGCUCAGAAUAUUCUGAGAUUUCUAGGCAACGGCACAAUUCAGGGGUGCUUCCUAAGUUGGCUAUAUCAGCUGAGGAAGAUCAAGAAGAAUCUCCACGUUGUGUUGGAUCCCGUAAAGAUCAAGAAAGAACUAACUUUGUUAGUGAGGAAACUAUUCAAGAUGAACUGGAAGUAACAACUCCAGCAAGCACCAUCAGUAGCUCUACAUUGUCAGUUGGCAGUUUUUCAGAGCACUUAGAUCAGAUAAAUGGAAAAAACGAAACUUCGGACAGCACAGAUAAUUUCUCAAAGCCAACUAGUGAUCAAGCAUCUCAUGUAGCUCGCCAGCGAUUAGAAACUACAGAGAAAAAGAAAAUAUCUGGAAAAGUCACAAAGUCUCUCUCAGCUAGUGCUCUGUCCCUUAUGAUCCCAGGAGAUAUAUUUGGUGUAUCUCCUUUGGGAAGUCCCAUGUCCCCCCAUUCUGGGUCUUCAGAUCCCUCUUCCUCCAGAGACUCUUCACCUAGCCGUGACUCUUCAACUGCUUCAGCCAGUCCUCAUCAACCUGUCAUAAUUCAUACUUCUGGCAAAAAAUAUGGAUUCACUAUCCGAGCAAUCAGAGUGUACGUGGGUGACAGUGAUAUCUAUACAGUUCACCAUAUUGUUUGGAAUGUUGAAGAGGGAAGUCCAGCUUAUCAAGCUGGAUUGAAAGCUGGUGAUUUGAUCACUCACAUCAAUGGAGAGCCAGUGCAUGGUCUUGUUCACACUGAAGUCAUAGAACUGUUAUUAAAGAGUGGCAAUAAAGUUUCAAUUACUACAACACCUUUUGAGAAUACUUCAAUAAAAACAGGACCAGCUAGAAGAAAUAGCUAUAGAGGCCGAAUGGUUAGACGGAGUAAGAAAACAAAAAAGAAAGAAAGUUUGGAAAGGAGAAGAUCUCUUUUCAAAAAGCUGGCUAAGCAGCCAUCACCCCUUCUUCAUACAAGUCGUAGUUUCUCCUGCCUGAACCGAUCGCUUUCAUCAGGGGAGAGCUUGCCAGGCUCCCCAACUCACAGCCUGUCUCCCCGCUCACCAACGCCAAGCCUUCGCUCCACCCCUGAUUUCCCCUCAGGUACCAAUUCUUCGCAAAGUAGUUCUCCGAGUUCAAGUGCACCCAAUUCUCCAGCUGGAUCAGGGCAUAUUAGACCAAGCACCCUCCAUGGUUUGGGUCCCAAGCUUGGUGGGCAAAGAUACAGGUCAGGAAGACGCAAAUCAGCCGGCAGCAUUCCCCUUUCACCCUUGGCACGGACUCCUUCUCCCACACCGCAGCCAACUUCCCCUCAGCGAUCUCCAUCACCUUUGUUGGGGCACUCAGUUGGAAACACAAAAAUAGCUCAGGCUCUCCCUGCCAAAAUGCAUUCUCCUCCUACUAUUGUGAGACAUAUAGUUAGACCUAAGAGUGCCGAACCACCACGGUCGCCAUUACUCAAAAGGGUUCAGUCAGAAGAGAAACUUGCCCCUUCUUAUGGCACUGACAAGAAACACUUGUGCUCACGCAAACACAGCCUUGAGGUAACUCAGGAAGAAGUUAACAAGGAAGUAUCUCAACGAGAUAUAACCCUUCAGAGUCUUGAAGAGAAUGUUUUGGAUGCUCCAUCACUUACACGAGUGAGGCCUGUAGAACAAGGUUGCUUAAAGCGGCCCAUUUCCAGGAAGGUAGGCAGACAGGAAUCAAUCGAUGAACUGGACAGAGAAAAAUUAAAAGUCAAAAUAGUUGUGAAAAAGCAAGAUCUGACAGAGAAACAAGAACACUUGCAGAAAACAAGCACUGUACAUGAACUUUGUGGUGAAUCAGAAAGCUUUGUUACCGCUUCUCUGGAGGAGAGAGAUGUCAAGAAAGGAUUUCCAAAAGCUUUGGACAGAUCAACCCCUUCUGAAAUUAAAAUUACAUCUCUGGAGAUACAAUCGGUAGGUGGCAUGUUAAAGGACACCCUUCAAAAGAAUGCAAGCAUGAGAUCAAAUGAUUAUAUUGCUUCAGAUGUGCACGUACAAUGUCAUGGGCCUCCAUUUAAUGAACUCAGUCAUUUGCCUUAUGACUUCAAAAGAAUUCCUGCUUCAUGUACCUUGCAGGAUGUUCUGCCUCACUCAUCUGACAAGAUGCUGAAUGGAAAAGGAGAAAUUGUAGAUAAAACUGCACCAACAAAAGAAUUUGUCAAAUUUGAAAGAUUAGAUAGUAAGCUUGCAAAUAUUGAUUUCCUUCGAAAGAAAAUGUCCUUGGAAGAAAAAGAUGACAGCCCCUGUCCAGUGCUAAAGUCCAAACUGACAUCAAAUGUGCACGAGUGCCAUCAGCUCAAUAUAGUCAGACCUAUAAAUGUGCUGCAGGAUUCCAAUUCAAUUGUUGAAAGCCGACCUUUUAUCAGCAGUGCUCAUGCUGCUCAGAUUAACUCUGUUCCUUUUGUUCCUCUCAAAGCUUUGAAUGUCCGAGGAGAAACUAGCAUGGAGAAAUCAGCCAUGAUUUCUACAGAGUCUCCUGUCCGAAAGAGUCCUUCAGAAUAUAAACUAGAAGGAAGGUCUGUGUCUUGCUUGAAACCUAUUGAAGGUACAUUAGACAUUGCAUUACUUUCAGGGCCACUGGUUUCAAAGACAGAAAUAUCUUCAAAGACAGAAAUAUCUUCUUGUACAUUCCCAGGAGGUCAAAAUACCAAAAAUGAUGCUGUGGUACUUACGUGCUCAGGUGGUAGCAAUAUGCAGGUUGAGCCAUCUCCGAAAGAGAAGCCACAAACCUUCCACCAAUCCAGCCCUUGCAAAUCCAAUCUGUCUCCAUGCUCAAAUCCAAAUAAAACUGCACAGAGCUCACCAGCAAUGCCUGUGACUACUGAACAUCAGCCAGAAAAAACACUCUCCAAUCUCAGUGCUAAAUGUGAUCCGUCUAUACGGGUAAUUAACCAAAAAAGAGAGGUAAUCCAACUUCGUGCAAAUGAGACUAAAUCUAAUAGCCCUCAAAACCAGAAUUUUGCCUUGACAACCAGCAGAUCUGCCCAGCAACAAGGAAAUUCUGAGAAAGCCAAACGAAAAGAGAAGAAAACAUCUAAAGAAGUUCCUGACAGCCAUAUAAGGGCUCAACAGAGUGGUGAUAUGCUUCCAGAGAAACCUGGGAUAACUGAGGAGGCCUCAGCAAAGAGACCUGUAUCAGAAAUGCUCACAAAUCAAGACCCUAAACGCACUGCAAGGUGUUCCUUUGAUGCACAUUUGCAGCCACAAACACGUGGAACAGGAAAAGUACAGGUAACAGGUUCAAAAAUAAAGGCCAAAGAUGUCAGAGAUAUGUUCAAACAAUCAGCAAAAGAGGAUGGUAACACUGUUGCAGAAGUUUCAGGAAAUGGGCUGAGUGUACAGAAAGCAAGUGUAUGUUUCAAGCCUGAAGGUUCAGUCCUUCCAAUGUCUUUACAAACAUUUUCAGAUCUAAGUUCUGCUAAACAGGAAAAAAAUACAAUUAAUGUAACGGUUCAAAAGGACAGCCCUCGAGAUCUGAAAGCAAAAGAGCAGAGACAAUCUAAAAAUGUACUGCCAACUUCUGAGAAAGAAUCCAGCUUUGCUUCUAGACCACAAGGUAGCAAUCCUGAAAUGCCUUCUGUGAAACAAUUGUCCAGUGUAUCAUCCACAGCAGAUGCUCCUCUGUUUUGCAGCAACCAAGAUAAUCUCCGACCAACAUCAGAACCAGAAAAUAGCACUGUUAAGUCAAGACAAGCGUCUGACACUUGCUCUUCUAAUUUAAAGAAUUCUGAUAAAUUGACACAAAAACAAAUUGCUACAAAUGUAAAAGAAAAGGAAAAUGGUGUUCAGAUUUUGACUGGUUCUAAGAAGGAAGGGAAAAAUGUAGGUUUUUUAUAUUCCUCAAGCUCUCCCAAAAAACUAAAUAGUGAGCAUAUCCAGGUAGAACGACAGCUGGUUGUAGAAUGUGGGUCAGAAUCCUCAGUGCAAGCCAGUAGCAGCAUGCCUGAAAAACAACUUAAGUCCUCCAGUAAAAGCCAGGGAGCAGCAGUGGCACUAGACAACACUAAGUAUUUUCAAAAGCAAGAACUGACAAGCUUAACUGACCCUGUUGAUCAAAAGCCAUAUCAUGUACGCAGCAAACAAAGCGUGCCUCCAAAAAUAUCUGCUGUGAAGGAUAGUCCCUUGGUGAACAAACAGGUAGACAAGGGCCCAAGCAAUCAGACCAGCGCUGCAGAAAAACAGCCCGAAGCAAAAAAAAGCACUGAAGCACUUUAUUUUCAGAGUGACCAUGGGAAAUCAGAUCUUAGUUUUCCUACUCCUAGCAGUGAUGCCAGAGGAAAAGCUGUGGAAAAGGCAGUCACUUGUAGCAAGGACACAAAAGGCAAAGGCCACAUGAAUCAGAAACAAGUAGUGGAAGGGAACAAGCAGCAUGCAGCAAAACAUUCCUCAUCAAUUUCUUUGCAGACUUCUUGCCGCACAACUGCAGUGACAACAAAGCAACUUGACUGCCCAUCCAGCAUCCCUGAAUCUAGACAGGAAGUCCGUGUUUUACCUUUGACAAAAGCUAAGCUGGGAUCAUCAGAGCCACUUGCAGCGAGCGGCAAGGAAAUGAAAAAGCAAACCAGCUUGUCCACAGAAGGUGGUAGGGCAGAAAUGACUAAAAGUGUUUCAUUGCUGGGCAUGUACUGCACUCCAUCCCCUGUGGAAGAGAACAUUCCCAUUUCUGACUUUGGGGGGAAGCUGAAAAGUCAAGAGAGGCCUCACGCUGCUAACACUGUGGACAUAAAGGGAAAAGACCCUAUUCUGCCUCAGUCUUCUGCUGUAAGAAAACAGAAUGUAGGUAAAGAUUUGCCAAAGUCAGGGACUUCCGCUGACUCUCUCAAUGCACUUUCGUCUGACAAAGACUCGGCCCGGCAAAGGCGAGGAAAAGAAACCUCAAAAAGUAGUCCUCACAAAAAAACCUCCUAAUAUCAAGACUCGCAACUCGGAUUUCUUUCCCCAAAGUGUCAUAUCUCAUUUUAUCUUUCGAAAACAGCACUGUGUGGUAUUUUCUUGCAGAAAAAAUACUCCGCGCCACUGAAGCAGGGUGUGUAAAGAAAGGACUUGUUUUUUCCCCCUCAAAUUGCCUUCCCAAGUGUAACCGGUUAAACUGUUACCAUAUUGUAUUUGUACAAAAACACUUUUACAAUUUGAAACAUAAGUUGCAGGGACAGGGAGGGGGUCAGUAGCAAACGGUCUGUAAAUACUUCAUAGUGUUAUUCUGAAUGUAGUGUAUCCACUUUGCUGCUGAUUAUAUUGUUUCCUCUAUCUUUUGUGGUAGUAGCUUUGCCACUGGUUUUCCAUAAUCUAAGAAGAAACAGAAUUACUAUACUUUGGGCCUAGGUUUAAACCCACAAAUAUACCGGUCUGACGGUUAGGACAGAGAACUAAAUCCCACCCCCACCUCACCCCACCUUUGUACUUGUUCAGAACUAUAUACUUAACUAUGAAAUUUAAGAAAUUUAAGACUUCUAGUUGCUGUCAGUGAGUUUAGGUGUGAAAUUUAAGAGCUUGAGGAUGGUAGUAUUGUAGUGACCUAGAUAUAUUAGUUUAAAUAGCUGACCAAACUGCAGCUUAUGUUUCACACAGCGUCUGCGUUUUGGUAGGGCUAUGCUAGUAAUAGCGAAGGAAAGAGUCUCCAUUAUCAUUAUAACUCACACUAUACCAUUCCCACUUUAGCUUCUGGUAACAUGAAGGCCACGUCAUCGCCUUUCCUUCAUUGCAUCUUAGACUGAGUCUGUAGUGACUUUGCAGUGAGCCUAGCUUCUGCUGUUGAUUCAGGCCACAUUUAUUUAGAAUCGGGCAUAAAGAUAGUCCAGAAGUGCAUCGCUUGAAGCAUUCGACUGUUUUGCAUUACCUUAAUGAAUCAUCUUGUUGUCACGAUAGAUAGAUUAGAGCUUUUUUUUCUAUUUUAUGACAAGAGGUGGGGAGGUAGGGAGGGGGAAAUUGAAGCUUUUAUUUCCCAACAAUGUAUCUAGAUAUAGUAUAUCCAGCACCUGAUAAUACUUUAAUACCUAGCUGGGGCCUUAUGUUGUAGAGUAGCUUGCUGUUUUUAGCAAGUCAUCCUAAGUUUCACAUUUUGAAGUACAUUAGUAGCUGUAUACAUUUCAUAUUGUGACCUUUAUUUGUAUUGAGAAAAAAGAAGUGUGUUUUAUAAAAGAAUAAAAAGGUGGUUUUGUAAAAAAAAGUGUGUGUGGGGGGGUUCUCUUCGAGCUACUUGGUGCUAGAUUUUGAGUGUCCUUUUUACUUUUGCUAAGCCUUAUUUGAAUUUUGUGUAUUGUGGAAUGUGUCUAAUGUGUCUGAUUAAAUUUGGAGCAAAAGUGCUUGGUUUGGUUGGAAACACUCCAGAAAAUUGAUCACAGAUAGGUGUGCUAAAAUGACCAGGAUCCAGAAAUACUUUUUAUAUGUUUUCUAUGUUGAUUUGCAAAAGUUCAUUUAGUGGUGCCUCCCACUUCCCAUGGAUAUUUGCUCUCUCAAUUUCCUGAACAAUCUUAACACAAUACCAGCAUGCUAGAUGCAUUUCCUUGAGAAAAAGCAUUAAGCCGGUUGGGAUUUUACUCAUUUUUAGAAGUCUCUGUUAAGAAAAAAUUGCCAGAAAGUUUCUAAUUUUCCAUGAAACAUUACUGCAUUCAUUUCCCUUAUAUAUAUACUCAUGAAUUAUUUAGAACAACUGGAUUAUUUUUUAAAUUUGCAUGGUCCUAGCAUUUACAAUCUGUGUUUGUAUUUUGGGAAUGAAUUCACUGAACAUGAAUGCACUCCAAAAUCAUGACAUUUCUAUCUGGGAGGUAUUUUAUAGUUUACAGUGACUUGUAUUUAAAAUCCUUCCAUUUGUUUCCUUUAAAGCACAUCUAGCUAUCUUGUUUACAAAUGUAUCUUUUUAAUGUAUAUUUUGUAUAGUACUUUAUCACUUUUGCCAAAUAUUUUUUUUAUUUUGGAAACAUAGUAGCACCUAUGCUUGUAUUCAUGUAGUCCCUGUCCGUUGCUGUUUAACUUAGAGUGAACUGUUAAUGAUCCUCUUAAAUGUACUUUGUCAGUCUCUGUGUGGUUGUAUAUUAAACUGUCCCUUUGUAGUACUUCCUACUGUAGAUGAUCAAAUUAUUAAAAAGAAAGUUUGUUAGGAUCUGUGCAAUAAA
Anolis sagrei ordinatus is the source of this 10175-nucleotide messenger RNA. It is a transcript of the gene MAST4, whose product is annotated as microtubule associated serine/threonine kinase family member 4. NCBI's taxonomy places the organism in Eukaryota, Metazoa, Chordata, Lepidosauria, Squamata, Anolidae. Gene Ontology annotation, biological process: cytoskeleton organization; intracellular signal transduction; peptidyl-serine phosphorylation. Gene Ontology annotation, molecular function: magnesium ion binding; protein serine/threonine kinase activity; ATP binding. The record is from RefSeq and is a predicted model, not a curated record.